Messenger RNA from Debaryomyces hansenii CBS767, 444 nucleotides. It is a transcript of the gene COX6, whose product is annotated as cytochrome c oxidase subunit VI. The transcript is spliced from 2 exons. Bases 1 to 444 code for a protein of 147 amino acids. Lineage: Eukaryota; Fungi; Ascomycota; Pichiomycetes; Serinales; Debaryomycetaceae. Gene Ontology annotation, cellular component: mitochondrial inner membrane. The record is from RefSeq and is a predicted model, not a curated record. Gene Ontology annotation, biological process: mitochondrial electron transport, cytochrome c to oxygen.
AUGUUUGCCUCUACCAUCCGUUCCGCUUUAAGGGCCAGAGUUACCACUCCAAGAAUUUCUAAUGUCGUUAGAACUAAUGUUGGUAUGACUAGAAUUUCAAUUCCACACAUGAGAAAUUAUUCAUCCCACCAUGAAGAAACUUUCGAAGAAUUCACCGCAAGAUACGAAACUGAAUUUGAAGAAGCUUACGACUUAUUUGAGGUCCAAAGAAUUUUAAACAACUGCUUUUCAUAUGAUUUAGUCCCAGCUCCAGCUGUUAUCGAAAAGGCUUUACAAGCUUGUAGAAGGGUUAAUGACUACCCAACUGCCGUCAGAACCUUUGAAGCUUUAAAGCACAAGGUUGAAAACAACGAACAAUACGAAGCCUACUUGGAAGAAUUGAAGGACAUUAGACAAGAAUUAGGUAUUGACUUAAAGGAAGAUUUGUAUGUUGGUGAAAAUUAG